This is a messenger RNA of Durusdinium trenchii, 1714 nucleotides long. The record is from the annotation of a GenBank genome assembly. Lineage: Eukaryota; Dinophyceae; Suessiales; Symbiodiniaceae.
GUGGUUCAUCUCUGUUCUAUGUCUUAUAUACAUUUAAUUACAGGGAGUUCGGAGUGCUUCGCUUUCGCACAGAAAGGGUGCUUGCUGCAGCAGUUCACAGCCAGAGUUCACAGCCAGAGUAGUUGAAAGCCAGAUUGCCCAGAGCAAUGCCUGAUGAUUUGUCAAACGUGAGGAACUUGCAAGACCUUGUGGCUCUAGAAGUCAGGUUGGUGUUAGCCUGGUUGUUUGGUCUGAGUGCUGCUGCUCCACUGACUGUGGGUGAAGAAACACCGCAAGAAUCGAAGCCGAAGUUCAAGCCGAACUUUGUGAAGUUUGUGAUUUCAACUUCAUCCUCAAAGCCUUAUGAGCACUUUCUGGGCAAUGCCCGAGGCAAAGCAAUGGUGGAAAAGUGGAAGGCUGCCAUCCGUCUCUACAGCGAGAACAGCGUCUAUGCUCAAAUGAACCAGGCUUUGCGCCACGACGACAUGACUGGGCUCAAGGAGUACGGCAGCUUGAUCAACCUCACCAUGCAGCCCUUUGGUCUCAGCGCCAUGAAGACUCACUCGGUUCUGAAGCCUUUUGUCGGAACUGUGUGGAGGGGAUGCAACCUGUCUUCUUCUGACCUGCAGAAAUACGAGGUGGGAGAGGUGGUACUUUGGGAGGCUUUUUCGUCUACUUCUACAAGUCCCAGUAGUGCUUUCAAGGGCAAUGUCGUUUUCGAGAUCCACUGCAACAAGGCUCUAGAAGUACAGAAGGGGGAUGAGCAUGAGCUAAAGGACCUGUUCAAUGACCUCAUUGUGCCCGCACAGAUCCACCACCUGUCCAAGUAUCCGAAUGAAAACGAGGUCCUUUACCCACCAUACACCAAAUUCAGACUUGUGAGUCGCACAGACAUGUUAUUAACCACCAACAUUGUGCUGGAGACGAUGGAGUUUCCAAGUUUGUCAUUGUUGGCAGAAGAGGGCAAGUGGGAGGAGGUCAAGAAAGGCUUGCACGCGCGGCAAGAGCAUUCAGAUGAAAGCUCGCCAGCUUGGUUCACACAACAUGCUUCAACGCUCUUGCCUACUAUCACCAACAAGAUUGUGAGUGAAGGCUCAAACUCCGGAGGCCUCAACAUCAUCACCCAAUUGCAGGCCUAUGGAAGUGACGUCACCGCUGCACAUGAUCAUCUGAUGGAGGCAGGCCUCGACCAUUCCGUGAAGCUCCCGGCGAACCACGCGAAAUGGUACUUUGAUGCAGUGGAACUCAAUGCAGAUGACAAGCAACUCUCAUCGCGAAUUUGUCUCUACAACGGCCGUCACUGGCAAGAAUACUUCGCAAGGCAAGCUACUGUCAUGGAGAAGUGGUACAAAGGAGGUCAACAAGGAAAAUGUCAAUUCACCGUUGUCAACAACAUCGGCAAGAAGGUGCCAUAUGUGGUUUUUGCAAGUGAAGGAAAGAUCUACCAGAAGGCUGUUGGUGGUGGCAUGAUUGGGAACUCGCGGGAAGUUUGGCGUGCUCCUUCAUAAGCAAGGGCUUGCGGCAAACUAGGCUUUGCAGAGGAGAUGUAGUACAUCCCGUCACAUCCCUGCUUUCCCUUUUGACGUUCCUUUACAUUUUUGGUGUGACAGCAAAAUGUGAUCACCUUGAUCACCAGUCAAUUACACAGACGCAUGAGCCAGCAAAUUGAUGCAUGUGAGCCGAGCUUGCUUUUGGGUUCUCCGCCUUGUAGGCAUGUCCACCAAUCAUAUGUCCG